This is a messenger RNA of Papilio polytes (common Mormon), 1121 nucleotides long. RefSeq lists its product as uncharacterized. The record is from RefSeq and is a predicted model, not a curated record. Gene Ontology annotation, molecular function: RNA polymerase II cis-regulatory region sequence-specific DNA binding; nuclear receptor activity. NCBI's taxonomy places the organism in Eukaryota, Metazoa, Arthropoda, Insecta, Lepidoptera, Papilionidae. Gene Ontology annotation, biological process: hormone-mediated signaling pathway; negative regulation of transcription by RNA polymerase II; positive regulation of transcription by RNA polymerase II.
ACUAAAACGUUAUUAUUGUCAUUAUCAUAUCUGAAAGAAUAUCGAGUAUACAUUAGUAAAAAUUAAAGCAAUGGAAUCGAUGAUCUUAAAAAAUUAAGAAGGCUACGACUUUCUAAUUUUCGAUAAGCAGCAGUGUAUGUUAAAUUCAAAUAUUAAAUGAACAAUAAACAAUUUUAAAUAAAAUUAUUCAAAUAAUUUUUAUGAUGAAUUUAGAUCUAAAUUUAGCAAUAAAAUUGCGAACGGUAGGGACCAGCGAUCACGGGUCAUAAGGUAGGGCGAGCGGGACUAGGGGCGCGCGGCGGGCGGGGGGAUCUGCGCGGAGUUUAUUGACGGCGCCCCCCUCCCGGCCCCCUACCACCCGCCCGCUUCAAGUUCAAGGUUGUGUCGGCGCGCGCCGCGGCGCAGUGCGAGGGAGUCCGGCCCGCGCACCGGUCGUCAGCCCUCAUCGCAGUCGCUAUGUCAGUGCGUCGUUCGCCAGUCCGUCACGAGAACUCGAGCGUCGCUCACUCUCCGCUCUCACUACUAGCAACUCGCUGACUUCGACUCAAACAUUGGAUUACCACAACUUCAAUAACGGAUUACAGUGUUUGUGUUCAAAAAUAAAUAAAUUGACUUGUGCUAUGUGACACUUAUUAAAACUGACUACAACAUAAAGUUACCAAUUUAGUUAUCAGUGGCCAUCGGCUGUGAAUUCCUAGUUAUUAGUGUAAAAUAAACAUGGUCUCAGACAUGGGAGAAGAUUUACCAAUACUGAAGGGGAUCCUCAACGGAGUUGUGAAAUAUCACAAUGCUCCGGAGCCGCAAGUCUCCGCCACCCCCCACCCCGACCUACUAUAAAUUCAAUAAACUAUGUAGUUAAUGAUCGUUCGCAAAUCGGUUUAAUAUAUGUGAUAAUUCGGUUAAGACGCGUGCGUGCGUGCGUGGCCGGUGCGGGACGAGGAGAGCGCAAUAGACUGAAACAUAAUUUAAGACUAUAUAAGUAUAAUUUAUAAUGCAAUGCAGCGCCGGUCGCGGUGUGUUUGUGUGUGUAUUGUAUGUGCGUAUGUGAGCGUGCUCAGUCAUUUGUUUGUUAAUAUAAUGACAGGUUGUCGAAUUAAAAUAAAACAAACUUGUAAAAAUUU